Messenger RNA from Owenia fusiformis, 927 nucleotides. NCBI's taxonomy places the organism in Eukaryota, Metazoa, Annelida, Polychaeta, Sabellida, Oweniidae. The record is from the annotation of a GenBank genome assembly.
UUGACAUCAGAAACAAGUUAGGGAAGACUGCACGUUCACUGGAGCAAAAUGAAUCUGAUUUAUCUUGGGAUGAUUACAAUUGUGGUAUCAACAGCAAUGAAGGUUUCAGCCGAGGACGACGCCAUAGCUAAUGGCGAAGCAAAUGGAGACGGCGGUAUACCUGAAGAUAAUAAGGAUGAUAUGCCGGAGGAACUCAAGAUAUUACUCGUAAAGAACAGUACCCUGGGAGAAAGUCUCAUCAAAAUAAUCGAAAUGGUGAAUGACUUCUCAUCAGACAUCUGGAAACAGUCCAUUUCACCACGCUAUUCCAGUUCAAUAAAACACCAAUUGACUAAAGCAAGAAAUAUCACAAAGAUGGCUCGCAAAUCAAGCAGAAUAUUAAAAAAAUCGUUACGAUGGAUUGAUUUGGCUUUAGAUGGUGUCGACAAAGUCAUGGAUGUCAUAAUGGCUAUUCAAAGCGAGGCUGUCAAAAUUGAAAAUUUACUAGUUGAUCUCCAAGAAUACGACUCUGUAUUACAAAACUAUGAUGCCUAUGGACGGUUGUCUUCACGAAUAAUGUAUGUAGAUAUACUAUAUUAUUUUUUUGACUACGGCAAUCGACGUUCCUUUUCCUUUGAAGAUUUUAGAACUAUACUUGGACAAAUCGAUGGUUACACAAACAGUUGGCUAGACCUGAACUGGCCAAGGGAAGAGAGAGAAGAAAUUUUUCGUCCUUUGAUGAAUAAAAUAGGGCUCCUUCAGGAAUUAGGGAACAACCUUGAUUUUAGGUUUAAGUCAAAAGUGAAUGCAUUAGCUAAAAGGUUGAAACAAAAAAUAGAUAAUCUGGAAAAAGUUUCAAGGAAGAAGCUGCAAAGGGCAAGGGCAUAAAAGGACUUGUAGUGAAACGACAUACAUGAGUAGCCGACUAGAAUCAACCCUUCCUUCAAA